Molecule: messenger RNA, 1457 nt
Organism: Condylura cristata (star-nosed mole)
Lineage: Eukaryota; Metazoa; Chordata; Mammalia; Eulipotyphla; Talpidae
Gene: PPP1R3D
Product: protein phosphatase 1, regulatory subunit 3D
Exons: 2
Biological process (GO): regulation of glycogen biosynthetic process
Cellular component (GO): protein phosphatase type 1 complex
Molecular function (GO): glycogen binding; protein phosphatase 1 binding
Source: RefSeq, a predicted model, not a curated record
CGCCAGAAGGCCACCGGCGCGCCUGGCACUGCCUGCCGCCCAGGGUGCAGCCGGCAGCUCCGCGUGCGCUUCGCCGACGCGCUGGGCCUGGAGCUGGCGCAGGUCAAGGUGUUCAACGCGGGGGACGACCCGUCUGUGCCGCUGCACGUGCUGUCGCGCCUCGCCAUCAACUCGGACCUGUGCUGCAGCCGCCAGGACGUGGAAUUCACCCUGCAGUGCCUGGUGCCCGACUUCCCGCCGCCCAUCGAGGCCGCCGACUUCGCCGAGCGCCUGCGGCGGCAGCUCGUGUGCCUGGAGCGCGUCACCUGCUCCGACCUGGGCAUCAGCGGCUCUGUGCGCGUGCGCAACGUGGCCUUCGAGAAGCAGGUGGCCGUGCGCUACACCUUCUCCGGCUGGCGCAGCGAGCACGAGGCGGUGGCACGCUGGCGCGGGCCGGCGAGCGCGGACGGCACGGAGGACGUCUUCGCCUUCGGCUUCCCGGUGCCGCCCUUCCUGCUGGCGCUCGGCUCGCGCGUGCACUUCGCGCUGCGCUACCGGGUGGCCGGCGCCGAGUACUGGGACAACCACGACGGCCGCGACUACAGCCUCACCUGCCGCGACCACGCGCUGCGCAUGCCCCGCGGAGAGUGCGAGGAGAGCUGGAUCCACUUCAUCUGAGCCCUCGCGGCCGGGCUCCGACGGCCCCUGGCCAGCCUCGCCUGGGCAGUCGCCUGCCAGCCAGCCCAGCUCUCCCGGUCGCCCUGCCCACGCCCAAGCCUGACUAGCCUGACCGCACUUUCCAGGGCAGGCUCCCUGGCGGGGGCCGUCCUGUCUUCUACUUGAAAUAUCUGUGCCGCUCCGUCUAAAGUGUAACCUGAGUGUAGCCUCAGUGAAGGCCGCGAGCUGUUGCUUUCCUUGGCUACCUGCUGACCUGAGAGUGCACUGUGAUUGGAAAUGCUGCGAGUGAAGUGGACACUUUGGCCACUGGCAGUGGGGACUACACUGACGCACCGGAGUGCGAGAAGCCUGGUUGCAUUUCCUGCUGCUCAGCAAACCGUCCAGUUAGGUCAGCAGCCCGAGGGCCUGGGCGCUGGGCAAGAGCCCAGCCCAGAAUGUCCCAAGUAUUCAGGUGCGAGAGGUCCAGCUCCCAGGUGUUCCGCGGUGGAAGGGCACAUCGAGACACCAGGGCAGUCACUUGCUACCGAGGUUCCGGUCUCGGGCUCUGAAGUUGUAUCUUCACUGGACGAACCUCCAUGUGCCUUUUGAAAAACACCAAUGUUUGACUCUGAAAAGCUUAAGUCUACAGAAGCUGUGGAUGAGCUUAAAACCUGCCAGACCCUACAACACAGUGAUAUUGCCUAAAAGUUAAAUUCUGUAGCUAUUGUGCAAUUGUUGGGUUGUGUCCCCGUAUUUAAUGCCUGUCACUUAAGAUGGUUUCACUGAAGCCUGAGCAGUAAAUGUAUGUGCACAAGCUGUUA